AGCAUAAUUCUUCGUUAUCAUGAUGGCCUGUUGACGAGAGCUUCUGGAGAAUCUCAAAAUAAUGAUGAAACGUAUAUGUAUAGAAGAAAUAAGUCAUUAUUUUCUCCCGAAAGUCUCUUGGCUUCUUUUAUCAAAGAGGGUAUCUAUAUCAGAUUAUACUCUGGAAAUUGUAUUCAUGUGCAGAUUACAUCUCACCUUGGAAAUGGAAAAAAGUGUAUAGUAUUUUUGGUACAAGUACAUGAUUAUGAAAUAAGGGAUGCCGUUUUGAAGGUGAUCUUUCUUGCGUUCCCACAAUUCUCUUCGAAGGUUAUACAAUGGGUGGAACCAUGGCUUUACUAACCGAUUUUGCGGGACAACCUCUGGAAUCAUGGAUUUCUGAUAAUGAUAAUAUAGAUGAUUACACAAUUUUUCAAAUAAUUCUGGAUCUAUUAUCGUGCUUGGAGAAGAUACAUACCCGUGGUUACACGCAUGGAGAUGUGGCCAUACGAAACGUUAUACAGAGAAAUGGUCAUUUUUAUCUUAUUGACUUUGGCCUUGCAACUCUGUUGCAACUUCUCAUUAAUCCAUGUCAAGCAAUUAUUCGGGACUACAUUUAUUUGUGUCGAAUCAUUGGAGUUAUUAAUAGAUAAAUUGGAUGGAGAGUUUAAAUCAUUUGUUUCAAUUAUCGAGAAUGCGAGUAGGUGGAAAAUAAUUAACGAAGAGAAGUGGUUAGAAAGGUUUGGUGCUGAAGUUAAACAAUUUCAUGAGAGAGGCCAUCACUUGCCUAGAAAGGCGUUGCUGGAUAUAACAGAAAUUUAAUAAAUAAGACUA
Messenger RNA from Rhizophagus irregularis DAOM 181602=DAOM 197198, 810 nucleotides. NCBI's taxonomy places the organism in Eukaryota, Fungi, Glomeromycota, Glomeromycetes, Glomerales, Glomeraceae. The record is from RefSeq and is a predicted model, not a curated record.